UGCUUCAGUUGAUUUUAAAGAAAAUGUUAACUGUGUGGAUAAUUUGAAAAUUAUAAGGACACAAUGAAAAUAGUGUAGAUACUUUAAAAAAAUAGUUGGAGAAAUUAUAUAUAAGUGAAACGUUUUUUAAGAUAGUUUACAGAAAUCUUUCCUAAAUUUUAAAAGUACAAGAGGAUACGAUUGUAUUUAUACAGGAAUAUACAUUAAUUGUGCAUGUAAAGAAAAAUGCGAUUGACUCUGUGAAAUACUCGAAAGUUAUGGAAAUUUGUAAGACAAAACUAAAUUGAAAUAUUCUGUAUUUGCUAUGAAUUUAUUUUUGCUCUUAGAAAUAAAAUUCAAAACAUGAGUGAAAACAUCACCAGCAACAAUUUAUAUACAAGUAAAAGUAGACAAGAAGACGACGUUAAACCACGUGUUUCUGAGAAAUGUCUUCCUACACUUUUGGAGCGACUUUAUGGACUUAAGGUGAUAGAAAUAAAGAAGCUCCCAAGUUAUUACGAUCAAAACUUCUUCAUAGCUGCAGGCAGCAAUAAUGAGGGUAAACACGUACAAAAAGUGAACAAAGAUGGCUACGUUUUGAAAAUACUCAACAAGACUGAGUCUCUCCAGCCUGAUAAUAUUGGUUCACAACAUGCAUUGUGCAAGUAUUUAAGAGAACAUGGAAUACCAACCCAAAUACCGAUUCUUAACACAGAAGGACAGGAGUGGAGUUUAGAAACAUUCACAGAUAUCGUUGAAGGUAAAUACAUAAAGACUGGUCCUUAUCUGACACGGUUAUUGACGUUUGUACCUGGUAAAGUGUUUGUAGACUCACCCUAUGUACCCGGCUCCUUCUUCAACAUUGGAAGGUUUGUUGGAAGACUGCACACAAAAAUGAAGGGAUUCAAUCACAACUUCUCGGACAAUCACACAAACAUAUGGAGUCUCCACCAAACACCCUCCCUAAAACAAUUCCAAGAUGUAUUACCUUGUGAAGCCGACAUUACAGUUAUCAAAGAAGUGGUUGAGGCAUUUGAACAGUAUGUGUUACCAAAAUAUGACACAUUUACCAAAGGUGUAAUUCACGGAGACCUGAAUGAACAGAACAUUAUUGUAAACGAAGUCCCUGGACAACACGACAUACCAACAGACCAACGCAUCCAUGAUGUAUCUGCUGUGAUUGAUUUCUGUUUCAUAUCUUACUCUUACAUUGUGUUUGAUAUUGCUAUCUGCAUUGCUUACAUAAGUAUUGAGUGCCCGGAUGAAAGCCAAGCAGACGUAGGCGGCCAUUUUCUUUCAGGAUAUUACAAGACGUGUAGUCUUAACAGUGAUGAGUUUGAAGCUUUAAAAAUCCUAAUAUGUGCUCGACUUUGCCAGUCCCUUGUUUAUGGAGCGCAUACAUACGCACAGCAGCCGGGAAAUGAUUACAUCUUAAGCACACAGAAACGAGGAUGGCCUCUACUGCACAAACUAUGGAAAAUGUCAACCGAACAUUUAUAUUCAAAAUGGAAAGUAAUAAUGAGUGAAUAUUAAAGUA
Ruditapes philippinarum (Manila clam) is the source of this 1516-nucleotide messenger RNA. Its product is annotated as hydroxylysine kinase-like. The transcript is spliced from 6 exons. Lineage: Eukaryota; Metazoa; Mollusca; Bivalvia; Venerida; Veneridae. Bases 343 to 1512 code for a protein of 389 amino acids. Gene Ontology annotation, molecular function: amino acid kinase activity. The record is from RefSeq and is a predicted model, not a curated record.